This is a messenger RNA of Cetraspora pellucida, 579 nucleotides long. NCBI's taxonomy places the organism in Eukaryota, Fungi, Glomeromycota, Glomeromycetes, Diversisporales, Gigasporaceae. The record is from the annotation of a GenBank genome assembly.
AUGCAGAAUAAUUUACAACCUGUAGCACUUUUUAAUAAAGGAAUUGUAGGAAAUUGGCAAAAAGUUGGCGACGAAAUGAAAAAUGGUGGAUGGCGCGUAAGAUAUAUUGAAGCUACUCAAGCAACUCCUGGAGACAUAACAUUUCCAAAACCAAAUAUAACGUUCUUAUGUUUUAAUAAUGAACAAUGGAAUUCCUAUAACUCUGAAAACGAAAAGAAAGAUAUUAUUCAAAAUUUGGUUAAUCGAAUUAAAAAAGCAAACCAACGCCAUAAAAAAGUGUUUUUACUAAUUUAUAUUGAAAAUGAAAAUACUCAAAUGUUAUAUGAUAUUCAAGCAAGGCUCUUGAUGUGUAACAUUACAAACACCAUCUUGCCUACUCACAAUCCAACCGAAGCAAUGUCAUUGAUGCGCACAAUUUCAGAUGGAUUAUGUCAUGAUAACAAAUCUCUUCAUGUUCAAGGCCUAGAAAAAGAUCAAGAAGUAAAUGAUCCGACAAAUUUAACAAAUACAAAUAAAUGGAUUCAUUUAGUAUCUCAAAUGUCAGCUGGAACAAAAAAACUUCAUUUGCAUGGCAUGUAA